AUGUCUCGGGAGUUUCGCCAAGAUGUGCCCAAAGGGGCUUCGGAGAUAUUUUUGCGGCGAGUGCGUUUUUGGGGGCAGCAGCAGCAGCAGCAGCAGGAAGCAGCAGCAGCAGCAGCAGCAGCAGCAGCAGCAGCAGCAGCAGCAGCAGCAGCAGCAGAGGGGUCCGCCGCGGGCGGCGGCGAGGGCGGCGCCGCGGCGGCCCACGGCAGCGGCGCGUCCGCAGCAGCAGCAGCAGCAGCUGCUGCUGCUGCUGCUGCAGCAGGAGGCACUGCAGCAGCAGCAGCAGCAGCAGGCAGCGAGGCCCCCCCCGUGUUUGCUGCUGGGGGCCUCUCUUUUGCUUUUCUUAAGAGAUAUGGUUUAUACUUUGUUGCAGUGACGCAGCAAAACCCUUCUGCUGCUCUUUUGAUUGAAUUGCUGCUCCGACUCGUCAAGGCCAUCAAAGAUUUUUGCGGGGUUUUGACGGAGGAAGUGUUGCGGAGGAACUUCGUUUUGGUUUACGAAGUUGUGGAGGAAAUUUGCGCCGAGGGUUUUCUCCAAAACGCUGAAACAGAGUUUUUGAAAGCCAACAUUUUCUCCGAGCCGCUGCCCGACUGCAGCGCAGCAGACCCCAAGGCCAGCAGCAGCAGCAGCAGCAGCAGCAAAUUAAUUAAUUAA
Molecule: messenger RNA, 654 nt
Organism: Eimeria necatrix
Lineage: Eukaryota; Apicomplexa; Conoidasida; Eucoccidiorida; Eimeriidae
Exons: 2
Coding region: 1-654 (217 amino acids)
Biological process (GO): protein targeting; Golgi to lysosome transport
Cellular component (GO): cytoplasmic vesicle; trans-Golgi network
Source: RefSeq, a predicted model, not a curated record